AUGCUACUACUAGAGCACCUGCCAACAGACGUUCUCUUACACAUAUGCUCUCAGCUGCCGCUUCAAAGUAUUUUCUUUUUACGUCAGGUAUGUCGUAUCACUCGGGCAGUGACCCAAGAUCGGUCAUUGUGGAUCAAUAUUGUACAACAACUUGAGCUCGUCGACAACAGCUCACAUUUCCCCCCACAACUUCGGGCCUAUCGUAUCAUGAAUCUUUCUACAAUUAAGGCUCUUGUGUGGCGGACGCAUCGAUUGGCAGACAAAUGGGCGUCAGACGAUAUGGCUCCCAGCAAGACUGUUACUUUUGGGCUACCCCAAUCGAUUACUUGGCUCCGUCUGGUCGCAUCUCGUUGGUUAUUUGUGGCGUCUUCGGACAAUUAUGUCAGUAUCAUUGCCUGCUGGGAUAUCCUAUCGCUUUUUGAUGGCGACUUAUCGACGAUUGCGCUCGCCUACCUCCCAGGACGCGUCCAGACCGGUCAUCUAGAGAUACAAGGCUCGCAAAUAGUCAUUGCAUUGGGCCUUGGACCUGAAACGUCGUCUGUGCACGUUGUGGCCUUCGAGAGAACUUCCGAAAACGAUUUCUCGUUCACCGAGUUAGCGCGCUUUAAUAACUCCUCUCAUGUCUUGCUGCUUUUGGGAAGCCUCAUCGGCUGUGCUCUUCAUAAUGGAGACAAUAUCCCGCACUUCAUUGACUGGAGAACGCGGAAACUGAUACCAAUUCCUGAGCCACCAGGGGGUUUGAAUGUGCGAGACCGGAGAAGUGUACCACACGGCAUAUUUAGGCUUGAGGACUUGGUCGUUAUUGCGCGAACCACCCUUCUUGACGUAUACAGUAUCCAGGAAUCAACUCUUCAUUAUCUCAAAACAAUACGGACAUCGACUAUCUGGGAGGUUGUCGACUGCCGUCCCACGUCACAUGUCCUACGCCUUGUCAUCAUUUCUCCAGAAGGCGUCGAAAUCCUUGAUUUCGAGCACCAGACUUUGGCGUCAUCUGCAGAAGAUGUAACGAACUGGACUCAGCGAUGCGUCGCUAAAAUACCUCCACAUGAAGAGGAUGGCCAUAGGCGCAUGGUUGCACCGUGGUACAGUCUUCGUGUUGCAUCGAAUGGCACGAGAGCUUCGUGGGUUUCCGUUGCUUCAGGCUCCGCAAGGUUUGCAAGCCCUUACUUUGUGUCUGCCACCCUUCCUCUGCCAGACGACCUGGAGAGCAGCACCAACUCAUCUUUUUGGAGUCCCGGAGCUGCAAUGGACCCUGCAUUAUGGGCGGUCCCAGUCAUCGACAUGGAUGAAUCGCUGGGGUUAACUGUAUUCGGUAAUUGCUUCGGCGAGCUCGCCGUGUAUGAUCACUGCAGCCAACCUCUUUCCAUGUGCUUUGAUCCCAACGACUUGAUGUUGAAUGUGUCGAGAGAAACCGUUUCACCAUCGCCGUUGAAUACCCUGAUUACCCUUAACAUUCCCUUUGCGCCGCAGCGCGGAAUGUCUGAUGAAGAACUUCAAUGUUCGACCGCUCGAUGGUCAAAGGACGACAUUCAUUUGGCGAGACCCUAUUGGCAAGACGACUGGGUUGCGUUGGAUUACUUCGACCAACGUUUGUGGAGCGGGAAUCCAUGUGACUGGGCCUGGAUCCUCGCUCAUGCGUUUGGAUUUCCGGGGGAGGUGAUUCCGCAAGGCUACGGCGAUAACUAUGUUGAGUGUACCCAGACGCUCUUGUUCAGGGUUGGCUCACAGUAUUUUGUUCAUUCCACUGACGGCGACUUUGCUAUCCACGUACCACAACAAUUUUCAGAUGGUCGAUUAUUCUUCCCGAGUCUCCUUCGACCUCUCCAAGAUGUGCCAUGCACAUCGAGGACGAUGCUGACCCAAAGCAUGGUCUAUCACACUUUUUCGAGGGAGUGUUGGCCGGACUCAGUCACGCCUCGGAAUCGCUGGUAUGAGAUGUGCAUCAGGGGAGGUUGUGUUGACUGGGAAAAUCUCCCCAAAUCGACUGUCUAUCCUGAUGUGACUCAGUUGGUGUGGCCGUAA
Mycena indigotica is the source of this 2022-nucleotide messenger RNA. RefSeq names its product F-box domain-containing protein. Gene Ontology annotation, molecular function: protein binding. The coding region runs from base 1 to 2022 and encodes 673 amino acids. Lineage: Eukaryota; Fungi; Basidiomycota; Agaricomycetes; Agaricales; Mycenaceae. The transcript has 5 exons. The record is from RefSeq and is a predicted model, not a curated record.